AUGAAUGAGUACAAUAAGGGUUUUUGUGGUUUCGAGUACAAAGGGUGUGGGAUACACGGCGAUGGGCAACUGCACUCGGGCAUUAAUAGUGCGCUAGAGUCAUCCUUUUCCGAUAUUUUGAACCACGGGUACAGUUUUGACGAAUAUGCAAGAGUUUUAAGUCAGGAGCAUCAAGCGAAGUUGUUAAAUUCACGAAAACAAAGACCAAAAAAGUAUAAAUGUCCUCACUGUGACGUUGGUUUCUCUAAUAAUGGACAACUUAAGGGUCACAUUCGAAUACACACAGGUGAGCGACCUUUCCGGUGCGACGAGAAGAACUGCGGAAAGACAUUCACGAGAAACGAGGAGCUGACCCGACACAAACGCAUUCACAGUGGCCUUCGACCUUUUGCGUGCACUCACUGCGGCAAACGUUUCGGACGGAAAGACCACCUCAAGAAACACGCGCGCACACACUUUCAACCCCGAGAGGUUUAUGCCGUUCCCAUUGUAUUGCCGUUCGACGCUUGGACUCCUAAUCCUUAUAACUAUGUGCCGCUUUUCGGGUAUUAA
This is a messenger RNA of Agrilus planipennis (emerald ash borer), 552 nucleotides long. RefSeq names its product Krueppel-like factor 9 (gene hkb). The record is from RefSeq and is a predicted model, not a curated record. NCBI's taxonomy places the organism in Eukaryota, Metazoa, Arthropoda, Insecta, Coleoptera, Buprestidae. The transcript is spliced from 3 exons. Gene Ontology annotation, biological process: regulation of transcription by RNA polymerase II. Bases 1 to 552 code for a protein of 183 amino acids. Gene Ontology annotation, molecular function: DNA-binding transcription factor activity, RNA polymerase II-specific; RNA polymerase II cis-regulatory region sequence-specific DNA binding.